Molecule: messenger RNA, 1404 nt
Organism: Cuscuta epithymum
Lineage: Eukaryota; Viridiplantae; Streptophyta; Magnoliopsida; Solanales; Convolvulaceae
Source: the annotation of a GenBank genome assembly
ACUCCGUAACAUUUAUCCGGUCACAACAAACAAGAAUGAGCAGCAGAGUAUGCCUGCCGCUCUCCAUCACACUUGCCACUGACAAGAGGAUAGGGAUUACUCCUCGCUUGGGCCCCGCAGAGCUCAAUUGCAGAAACCCACUCUCAUUUCUAACUUUAUCGGCUAGCAGUUUUGCUUCUAUCAAUUACUCGCCUUCUAUGGACGUAUCUCUCGCCGCUAAAGCUUAUUCUUCUGCUAGUGAUAAUGAAGCUGUCACAAGUGGGGAAAAUGACUUGCUCAUCGUCGGACCUGGUGUGCUAGGGCGUUUUGUCGCUGAAAAAUGGAGAGAGGUAUAGUUUCUGCGCUUCUGAUCAAGAAGUUUAAGCACAAUGGGGAAAAACUGUUCAUAAAAUUUCCAGCAGCAAAUUUGAUGGAACACCCAGGUUGUCAAAUUUUUGGACAAACAAUGACCGCUGAUCAUCAUGAUGAACUGAUACAAAUGGGUAUUAAACCAACUUUGAAAGAACCCAAGCUUUCUAUCAAGUUCCCUUAUGUUAUUUUCUGUGCUCCUCCGUCCCGCACUGAAGAUUAUCCUGCUGAUGUCAGGGAGGCUGCAUUGAAAUGGAAUGCUGAAGGUUCUUUCAUGUUCACCUCAAGUUCCGCACCAUAUGAUUGCCAUGACAAUGGGCCAUGUGAUGAGGAUACCCCAGUUGUGCCGAUAGGGACGAGCCCUAGGACUGAUGUUCUUCUAAAGGCAGAAAAAGCUGCACUGGAAUAUGGUGGCUGUGUUCUAAGACUGGCUGGACUUUACAAAGCCGAUAGAGGUGCUCAUACCUACUGGUUAAGUAAAGGAACUUCAGAUUUUGGUGGAGAUCACAUUGUCAAUCUUAUACACUAUGAGGAUGCAGCUUCUCUCGCUGUUCUCAUCUUGAAAAAGAAAUUCCGUGGUCGGAUCUUUUUGGGUUGUGACAAUCACCCAGUGUCCAGGCAACAAGUGAUGGACCUGGUUAAUAAAAGUGGGAAGUAUAGCCAGAAGUUUAAGGGUUUCACAGGAACAAGUGAUCCACUAGGCAAGAAGUUAAACAACUCAAAAACACGUGCUGAAUUAGGAUGGGAGCCUAAAUAUCGUAGCUUUGCUGAAUUCCUUGGAAUUUCAGAGUAGCCAUUGCUUUUACGAGGGGCUUCGUGAUUGGAGAUGAUUCCCUGUGUAGAGAAUUGAAUGUGAAUUUUCUCCAUGGUUCAUGUCUUUCCCUUUAUGGUCUCUACUCUACAAUAUUUUGACAUUGAUCAACAUAUGCACUUACAACUAUUAAGAGUCUUUUACUUUAGUAAUCAUGUGUUAUUUGUACGACUUGAAGUGGUUGCAUUAUUUGUUCACCAUUGAUGAGUUGAUGACAAUACCAAGUUUAAAAGGCCAUUACCAAC